Ascochyta rabiei is the source of this 2301-nucleotide messenger RNA. Its product is annotated as 5-methyltetrahydropteroyltriglutamate--homocysteine S-methyltransferase. The transcript is spliced from 3 exons. Gene Ontology annotation, molecular function: 5-methyltetrahydropteroyltriglutamate-homocysteine S-methyltransferase activity; zinc ion binding. NCBI's taxonomy places the organism in Eukaryota, Fungi, Ascomycota, Dothideomycetes, Pleosporales, Didymellaceae. The record is from RefSeq and is a predicted model, not a curated record. Bases 1 to 2301 code for a protein of 766 amino acids.
AUGGUUCACUCAUCAGUUCUCGGCUUCCCCCGCAUGGGUGCGGACCGUGAGCUCAAGAAGGCCAACGAGGCCUACUGGGCUGGCAAGCUCUCACAGGAAGACCUCGUCAAGGAGGCCAGCCGUCUUAGGCAAGAACACUGGAAGAUCCAGAAGGAUGCCGGUGUCGACAUCAUCCCCAGCAACGACUUCGCUUUCUACGACCACCUUCUCGACCACAUCCAGCUGUUCAACGCUAUCCCAGAGCGUUACUCCAGCGCCAAGCUGUCUGCUCUCGAUGAGUACUUUGCCAUGGGCCGUGGCCACCAGAAGGAUGGCGUCGACGUUCCCAGUCUGGAAAUGGUCAAGUGGUUCGACUCCAACUACCACUACGUGAAGCCCACCUUCCAGGAUGGCCAGACCUUCAAGCUCGCUUCCGACCCCAAGCCCGUGCGCGAGUUCAAGGAGGCCAAGGAGGCUGGCAUCACCACCCGUCCUGUCCUCGUCGGUCCCGUCUCCUUCCUUGCUCUUGGUAAGGCCGACCGCAACCAGUCCGUCGACCCCAUCUCUCUGCUCGAGAAGCUCCUGCCCCUUUACGUCGAGCUCCUUCAGCAGCUGAAGGAGGCUGGUGCCGAGUACGUCCAGAUCGAUGAGCCUGUCCUCGUCUACGACCUCGAGCAGAAGGUCAAGGAUGCAUUCAAGCCUGCCUACGAGAAGCUCACCGGCAGCGGUCUGCCCAAGCUUGUCCUUGCCACAUACUUUGGUGACAUUGUCCACAACCUUGACGUCUUCCCAAGCAUCCAGAACGUUGCUGCCGUCCACAUCGACCUCGUCAGGAACCCCGAGCAGCUCGACACUGUCGUCAGCAAGCUUGGCUCCAACCAGGCCCUCUCCGUCGGUGUUGUCGAUGGUCGCAACAUCUGGAAGACCAACUUCAAGAACGCCAUUGAAAUUGUUGAGUCGGCUGUUCAGAAGCUCGGCAAGGACCGUGUCCUCGUCGCCACUUCCAGCUCUCUCCUCCAUACUCCUCAUUCUCUCGACAGCGAGAAGAAGCUCGACGAUGAGGUUCGCGACUGGUUCUCCUUCGCUGUCCAAAAGGUCGCCGAGGUUGUUGUCAUCACCAAGGCCGUCAACGACGGCCCUGCUUCCGUCCGUGAAGCUCUCGAGGCCAACGCCAAGUCUAUGCAGGCUCGCGCCACAUCCAAGCGCACAAAUGUUCAGGCUGUCAAGGAUCGCCAGGCUAGCGUCACACCUGAGCAGCACGAGCGCAAAUCCGAGUUUCCUUCGCGUUACGCUCAGCAGAAGGAGCAUCUCCAUCUGCCUCUCUUCCCCACCACCACUAUUGGUUCCUUCCCCCAAACUAAGGAGAUCCGUAUCCAGCGUAAUAAGUUCACCAAGGGUGAGAUCACUGCUAAGGAGUACGAGAGGUUCAUUGAGAAGGAGAUCGAGGAGACCAUUAAGAUUCAAGAUGAGCUCGACCUCGACGUCUACGUCCACGGCGAGCCUGAGCGCAACGACAUGGUUCAGUACUUCGGUGAGCGUCUCGACGGUUAUGCCUUCACUACCAAGGGUUGGGUUCAGUCCUACGGCUCCCGCUGCGUCCGUCCCCCGAUCAUUGUCGGUGACAUCUCCCGCCCCGCCCCUAUGACUGUCAAGGAGUCAAAGUACGCUGCUUCCGUGUCCAAGAAGCCUAUGAAGGGUAUGCUCACAGGCCCUAUCACCUGCUUGCGAUGGUCGUUCCCCCGUGACGAUGUCCACCAGUCAGUUCAGGCUCAGCAGCUUGCUCUCGCUCUUCGCGACGAGGUCGUUGACCUCGAAUCUGCUGGCAUCUACGUCAUCCAGGUUGACGAGCCCGCCCUCCGUGAGGGACUCCCUCUCCGCAAGGGUACCGAGCGCGAGAAGUACCUGGCCUGGGCUGUCGACUCCUUCAAGCUUGCUUGCGCUGGUGUCAAGGACUCCACUCAGAUUCAUUCUCACUUCUGUUACUCUGAGUUCCAGGACUUCUUCCACGCCAUUGCUGCUCUCGACGCCGAUGUUCUCUCCAUCGAGAACAGCAAGAGCGACGCCAAGCUCCUCAAGGUCUUCGAGGACAAGGAGUACCCCCGCCACAUCGGCCCUGGUGUCUACGACAUCCACUCUCCUCGUGUUCCUUCUGAACAGGAGAUCAAGGACCGUGUCGCUGACAUGCUGAAGUACCUGAAGCCCGAGCAGCUCUGGAUCAACCCUGACUGCGGUCUGAAGACCCGCCAGUGGAAGGAGACCAAGGCUGCUCUGGUUAACAUGGUCAACGCAGCCAAGUACAACCGCGAGAAGUACUCUUCUUAA